AUGGCGGACAAGUCGGACAUUAAUGAGAAGUGGGAAGAAAAUGAUUUUACACUGCGAACAGCAUCUGCACAUGCUCGUCAGGUACGCCUGAUUGAAUGCGACACCAGUCUCUCAAGUACAUACGGCAUCACUUCUUCAAGCUGCAUGGCACAGCUGCCUUCUUUUGACGCAACCAAGUCACUGCCACCUGACACCAUGCACGACAUGCAUGAAGGCGUAAUCCCUCUUGUGUUGAAACACGUUAUUAAGACCUUAAUAACUGAUGGCUUCUUUACAUUGAAACUACUGAACGAGAGAUUGCGCUCCUUCCCUUUUCAAGGUAAUGAGAAAAAGUCCAAGCCGGCACCCCUCACACGACAAGUGAUAUUUGGCAAGUACUCGAUAAAAGGGUCAGCCUCAGAAGUCGGGUGCCUCUUCCACAUGUUUUCACUUCUAGUUGGUGACCUCAUUCCAGAGAGCAGCAAAGCAUACGAAGUGUACCUUCUGCUUAGAACAAUAGUGGACAUAGUUGAAGCACCCAGAGUGACGGUUGACGUGCUGCCAUUCCUGCAGGUCCACAUAAGCGACUUCUACAGCCUAUUCAGACAAGUGUUCCCCGAUGUGCGCGUUACGCCAAAAAUGCAUUACAUGAUACACUAUCCUAGGCUUUUUCUUUUGUAUGGUCCACUGACGCGUCUCUCAUCAAUCAGGUUUGAAGCUAAACACCAGUUUUUCAAGCGCCUAGCAAGAAAAACGCAGAACUUCAUCAAUAUCUGUCGCACGCUCAGCAUUCGUCAUCAAAUGCAUCAAACAUAUCACCUUUAUGCCUGUAAGGAACACACUACAACCAAUGGCUGUGUUCAAGUGGCUGUGGAGAGGUUGCCACAGGAACUCCAGGCAGAGCUCGCUGAACGCAACGUGACAUGCGCGGACAUAAGCACAGUGCAGUCACUGACAGUGUCCAGGCAGACAUAUAACGUGGGCACUGUUCUUCCUGUGACUGUGUUCGACGAUGACCUGCCUGUAUUUGCAGAGAUUGAAAUGAUCAUUUUGUGUGAGAACAAGCAUUAUCUGCUGUGCACUUUACUAAGAACUGUGUGCUUUGAUGAGCAUUUCCACGCCUUUCAUGUGGAAUACACCGACGAUAGUAUUUUCCUGGACAACUUCAAAUGCAAGGAAGAUUUCCCCGACUCGUUGUAUUUGCAUAAAGUCUGCAACAAAGUAUAUAUCAACCCAGCGCACUGCAUGUUCACUGGCAGAGACCGGUCCGUGUAUGAUGAACAAUGA
Messenger RNA from Ornithodoros turicata, 1266 nucleotides. RefSeq lists its product as uncharacterized. Bases 1 to 1266 code for a protein of 421 amino acids. The transcript has a single exon. The record is from RefSeq and is a predicted model, not a curated record. Lineage: Eukaryota; Metazoa; Arthropoda; Arachnida; Ixodida; Argasidae.